Messenger RNA from Endocarpon pusillum Z07020, 1509 nucleotides. RefSeq lists its product as uncharacterized. The record is from RefSeq and is a predicted model, not a curated record. Bases 1 to 1509 code for a protein of 502 amino acids. Lineage: Eukaryota; Fungi; Ascomycota; Eurotiomycetes; Verrucariales; Verrucariaceae. The transcript is spliced from 5 exons.
AUGUAUGACGACUACCAUUGCCGUCUCAUCGAGGAGACAUCGAACUUCUCCCCACAAGACGCCAAUUCAUUCAUUGAGAUAACAGAUCACAAGGCACUGAACACGUUCCCUACUUGGUAUGAUAAUUUAGCUAAACUCAGCACUAGCGAAUUGAGGGAAGAAGCUUUAAGGAGAGUGUUGUUGAAGAUGCUAGCAUCCCAGCCUUGCUUGAAGCAACGGUUAUGGACUCCUGAAAAGCAUGGCAAUGACACGAAGAUACUUCCGCUACCUGUUUCCAAGAAUUCCUACAAGAGAAUCAUGGCGGCCUGGCGGCUGCCGACAGAGUUCUUACGCAUGUUACUGAGCCUGAUGCUCCGCAGUGGUCGAUCCCGAGACUGGAAUUACUGUCUCGUCGUGGUACAUGAUACGGCCACCGGCGUCACCAAUGCUGUCGUUCACGGAUUAGAGCAAAGGGAGAUUGGCACGCUUAAACAUUGUCUUCGGCAAAAUAAAGAGCUUGCCCAUCAUCCGAUACUUCUUCCGGUGACUCUGGUCGAGCUCAAGAUACACUAUUUUGCUAUUCUGCUAGAACGCAGAGCUCGAGGUCUGGACGAGAUCGAGUACGAGACCGGCAUGCGCCACGGCUUCUCAAACCGACCUGAGCGCAAUAGACCGCGUCAAGAGCGGUUAAAAAGCCGAGAACUGCUCGACUUCGAUCUACUCACUCAGAAGCUAACUGGUCUUGCGGGUACGUUCGCCUUCUGCGAUCUAACCUUCCAGAAUGGGUUACGGUCGCUGGAGCUUGUUGAAGAGGUCGCACGGAAACUUCAUUCCAAUAAGAAAGAAUGGUCACUCCAGGAUGAUUCUGCAAUACCUCAGCCUCUCAGCCUUCGCAUAGAAUAUCUGAAGGCAUUGAUCGCAGGCGCGCAAAAUACACGAAGAUUACUAGAGCAACGCACGCAGGCUCAAAUACAAACGGUCUACAGUUUGAUCGCCCAGAAAGAUGCCCUCGACACGAAACGAAUUGCCGUUCUGACUCGACAAGACAGCACCCACAUGCGGAUCAUAGCCGCUGUGACUCUGAUCUUCCUACCAGGCACAUUCACCGCGGUGAGUAAAACUAAAACUUCCGCUAUUCUGCGUGCCAACAGCUACUCAGGCACUAUUCGGGGCAGGCUUCUUCAACCUCGCACCCAAGGACCCAUCACAUGUCGUUUCAUCUUGGAUGUGGUUGUACUGGGCAUCACCAUCAACAUAUGCAAAAUCAGCUGGCCGAUGAGUGUACCUCAUCAGUGUGACUCAAGACAUUGUUCUAGAAGAUAUCUGCCACUCGAUGUUAUCGACAAUCAAUACUAUUCCUGGUAUUCAUUACCUGUUCCACACGGUGAAGAAGCGCUGUUAUAUUUGCUGUGGUCGUCGACAUAUGUGCAGGACACUGAGAUUGUUCAUCGCCUCGAAAUUGAAGGUGAUCUUGAGAUUGAUCGAAGCAGAUCGAAAGCCGACUUCAGCAGCAUUGAGGUGAAAUUGUAG